Rhizopus microsporus ATCC 52813 is the source of this 963-nucleotide messenger RNA. RefSeq names its product Mov34-domain-containing protein. The record is from RefSeq and is a predicted model, not a curated record. The coding region runs from base 1 to 963 and encodes 320 amino acids. The transcript has 4 exons. Gene Ontology annotation, biological process: proteasome-mediated ubiquitin-dependent protein catabolic process. Gene Ontology annotation, molecular function: metallopeptidase activity; protein binding. Lineage: Eukaryota; Fungi; Mucoromycota; Mucoromycetes; Mucorales; Rhizopodaceae. Gene Ontology annotation, cellular component: proteasome regulatory particle; proteasome complex.
AUGCCUACGACAGUCCAACCCUCCAUCACAGCUCACGUCCAUCCUCUCGUCUUACUUUCAGCGACUGAUCACUAUAACCGAGUUGCCAAAGAUACAAAAAAGCGUGUUGUUGGUGUGUUGCUAGGUCAAAAUAAAGGAAAGACUGUAAACAUUUCAAACAGUUUUGCAGUUCCCUUUGAGGAAGAUGAAAAAGACCCUUCUGUUUGGUUCUUGGAUCAUAAUUAUGUUGAAGCAAUGAACGAUAUGUUCAAAAAAGUAAACGCAAAGGAAAAGUUAAUCGGAUGGUAUCAUAGUGGACCCAAGCUUCGUUCUUCUGAUUUGGAAAUUAAUGAACUCUUCAAAAGAUAUACACCUAACCCUGUGCUCGUGAUUAUCGAUGUAAAGCCCAGUGAUGAGGAAAUACCAACAGAUGCUUACUUUGCUAUUGAAGAAAUCAAGGACGAUGGUACGACAACUACCAAGACAUUCAUGCACGUUCCAUCGGAAAUUGUAGCUGAGGAAGCUGAAGAGAUUGGUGUUGAGCAUCUGUUAAGAGAUAUCAAGGAUAAUGCAGUUGGUACACUAUCCACACGUAUUUCUUCUCAGUUAGGAUCACUAGGCGGAUUGCAAGGUCGACUUGAAGAGAUCCGUAAUUAUCUUCAAAAAGUAGUGAGUGGAAAGUUGCCUGUCAAUCAUCAAAUCAUUUAUAACCUUCAAGAUAUGUUCAAUUUGCUACCCAACUUGGAAAAUCAAGAGAUGGUCAAAUCAUUUAGCACAAAGACAAAUGAUCAAUUGCUGUUAAUAUACUUGUCAAGCAUGAUUCGUGCUGUUAUCGCUCUUCAUAACUUGAUUGACAAUAAAAUCGAAAAUCUCAAAGGCGAAAAUAACUUACAAGAAGAACAACAACAGCAACAACAAGAAGAAACUAAGGAAGACAAAACAAACGAAAAGAAUAGUAGCCAAGAUAGUAUGCAGAUUGAAUAA